AUGACCGAUAGCACGACUCGUUGCUCUCGAGAACAAUGUGGCGAAGGGGCAAACAUCCGAGUUGACACGAAUACUAACAUCCGUCAGCAGGGGAGUGGGGUCUCCAUCACCGACAGUAGCUCUGGCUUCGUGGCUGGUGUUGGCUCUGCUUCCGAUCAGCCCAGUAGGAAUACGCCUCUUGGAGCAUCUAUCUCACCAUCUGCCGAAUAUUUGGUAACCGCUGAUGAGGAUAAGCACAAUAUUACCCAACAUGUCGUCGUGGUCCGUGUCAACGAUGCCGACGACAAUUGUAUCGGACAUAUAAAGCAAACUGGCCCGUGGAACAACGGACGUGUUGACACGAUGUUGCAAAAGACUAUCCUGCGGCCUGUUAGAAUCCGACGAGAACGUGAUUUCACAGAGAACCACCUAACUGCCGUCUCCGACCGGUCCGAUGCGAAAGGUGUGAAGAUCGUUUCCUGCAUGAUCCAGGCAACUGGAGACGUCAUGAAUCAACGUUGCCAGCUUUGUGAGAAGUACCAGGGCGUCUUUGAGGAAUGUAUCAAAGUCAAUGACGGUCUCUUCCGACGGUGUGGCAACUCCGGGUGGGUCAUCGCCAGCCCAAUCUCAGCCCCAAAAUCUCGCGAAAGGGCAAAUGCUACCCAGGGCUGUUGA
This is a messenger RNA of Metarhizium robertsii ARSEF 23, 654 nucleotides long. RefSeq lists its product as uncharacterized. The transcript is spliced from 2 exons. NCBI's taxonomy places the organism in Eukaryota, Fungi, Ascomycota, Sordariomycetes, Hypocreales, Clavicipitaceae. The record is from RefSeq and is a predicted model, not a curated record. Bases 1 to 654 code for a protein of 217 amino acids.